UUUACUCUCUUUCAGUUGGUGCCUGCAGUCACAGAGCUCGUAAUUGCAGAAUUGAUGUACUUGCAAUGGAUGGAUCCAAAGGAACCAAUAUAUCUUUACAUAAAUUCUACUGGAACAACUUGUGAUGAUGGUGAGACGGUGGGCAUGGAGACAGAGGGUUUUGCCAUUUAUGACGCAUUGAUGCUACUGAAGAAUGAGAUACAUACAGUUGCCGUAGGUGCAGCUAUAGGACAUGCCUGUCUGCUUCUUGCUUCGGGAUGUAAGGGUAAAAGGUUUAUGAUGCCACAUGCCAAAGCGAUGAUCCAGCAACCUCGUGUCCCAUCCUCUGGGUUGAUGCCAGCCAGUGAUGUUCUUAUCCAUGCAAAGGAGGUGAUAACCAAUAGGGAUACUCUUGUAAAGCUUUUGGCUAAGCACACUGGGAAUUCCAUAGAGACUGUAGCCACUGUCAUGAGAAGACCUUAUUACAUGGAUGCCAUGAAGGCCAGAGAAUUUGGUGUCAUUGACAAGAUUCUUUGGCGUGGUCAGGAGAAGAUAAUGGCAGAUGCAGCCCCUCCUGAGGAGUGGCACAAGAAUGUGGCACAAGAAUGCUGGCAAAGAAUACUGUAGCGGGAGUAAUGGACCGCACUUAGGACUUAAACUGAAACUGGCACUCUAGCAAAAGGAUUAAACUAGCCUUACAGGGAAGGGGAUGGUGGGAACUUACCGAGAUAUGCUUAAACUAACUCAGAGUAUGCUUAACUGGUGAGGACAUUGAAUCAGAAAUGAUUGUAAUCAUCAUCAUAAUUUAUUCAGCUCUGUUACAUAAAAG
Molecule: messenger RNA, 808 nt
Organism: Eucalyptus grandis
Lineage: Eukaryota; Viridiplantae; Streptophyta; Magnoliopsida; Myrtales; Myrtaceae
Product: ATP-dependent Clp protease proteolytic subunit-related protein 3, chloroplastic-like
Biological process (GO): protein quality control for misfolded or incompletely synthesized proteins
Cellular component (GO): endopeptidase Clp complex
Molecular function (GO): ATP-dependent peptidase activity; serine-type endopeptidase activity; ATPase binding
Source: RefSeq, a predicted model, not a curated record